This is a messenger RNA of Paramecium sonneborni, 1397 nucleotides long. NCBI's taxonomy places the organism in Eukaryota, Ciliophora, Oligohymenophorea, Peniculida, Parameciidae. The record is from the annotation of a GenBank genome assembly.
AUGACAAAUAAUCUAAAAUUCUAAAGAUUGAAUAAAGCUUUGCCAAAUAUAUAGCCAUUUUAAUAUACAAAUAUAUAAUAGGAUUGUUAAGAUGGAUCAAGUACAGAUAGAGUAAUAAAUUUGGUAAAUAAAGUCAAGGCGAAGCUUAAAUUGAUAAAUAAUACUCCAGAUGCUAGGUGAGAUAUUAAAGCAUAAUUAGAUUUAAUCGUUAAUUAUAAUAAUUUAGAAUACUUGAUACAUUUGUUGAUACAAAAACCAGAUUAAGGAAGAUGAAUAUUUUAAAUAAUAGAGAUUUAAUAGAAUCAGUAAAGAAUUAUCUAAUAAGAAGGAAAAUAUCAAGACAAUUGGGUUAAGAAGAAACAGAUUUAGAAAAGAUUUAUGAAUAAUACGAAGUAAAGUUUGAAACAGGAUUUGAUUAAGCAUUUUUAGAUAGUGAUUGUUUUUUAGAUUUAGGUUUAAUAAAGGUACCAACACAUAAAACUAAGUUAUUGUCUUAGGAUAAAUUGUAAGACAUUGGUAAAAGAGCAAUAAGUUAAUUUUAAACCCAUAAUGAAUAAAUGUCAAGAAGAGAUUAAGUAACAAAAUCAUAGUAUGAUUAAAAUUUAUUUUAUUAUCAUGUUGAAGAUCAUAUAGAUUAAAUAAAAAAAGAGAAAGAGGAGACAGAUAAUUUUAUAUAGAAACUUGGAAAAGUAUCGAAAACUACAACUCAUUAAGAAAAAGGAGAUGGUAGAAGAGGAACUUAGAUUCAAUAAUAGAAAAUAACAUAAAUAGAUUAUGAUAAGGAACUUUUGAAGAUAGUAUUGUAAUAUGGAAUUGAUUUAAACUCAACAGAAUAUUUGGAAGAGGAGAUAUAUAUUGCAUUUAAAUAGAAAGCUAAUGAUUUCAUUAAAUCAACAAUAAAUGAGGCAAAAGUGAGACAUAAUCAUAAUAUAGAGGAGGAUCAAUUGAAAAAUAAAUAUUAAAUAAGACCAUAAAAGAAAAGGAUAAGUUCAAUGUUUGAAUAAUAAUUAUUCAAUUUUACAAAAAAUUAUCCUCCUUCAAAAUCAAGAUAUUAGGCAGAGAGUAAAGAACAUACUCUCUAAUCUGAAAAUAAGAAAUUAUAAAUUUUAUAGGAAAGAAUGGAUAUUAAGAAAGAAAAAACUUUGUUAUUAAGUUAAUUUAAUUAAAAAUCAAAGAGUAUUAUUAACAUGUGUAAUAAGGAUGAGCAAAAGCUACUUUAUAAUGAAUUUAUAAAGGAUAUAUAAGUGAUGAAUUUAUAUUUAGAUGAAGCUGUUACAAGAACUAACUUUAACAGAAAACUUUCGUAAUUAGGUUUUACAAAAGAAGAUCAAUUUUUAAUAAAGAAAUAAAUUGUACUACCAGGAAGUAAUGUUAGAAAUCAAUAAGAUAAUGAAUGA